CCGGGAUGUUUUGGCCCGCUGGCGGAGCCGUAGCCACAGUUUCCUCGGGCGUCCGCAGCCGGGGACCCGGCUGUCCAGGAUCCCGGGCCGAGGUCCACGAUGUCAGAGGAAGAAACUAGGCAGAGCGAAAGCUCCCCGGAAGCCAGUGGGGUGACUGUCAGCGACAUCCAGGAGCUGAUACGGCGCAAGGAGGAGAUCGAGGCGCAGAUCAAAGCCAAUUAUGACGUGCUGGAGAGCCAAAAAGGCGUGGGGAUGAACGAGCCGCUGGUGGACCGCGAGGGCUACCCCCGGUCGGAUGUGGACCUGUACCAAGUCCGAACUGCAAGGCACAACAUCGUCUGUUUGCAGAACGAUCACAAGGCGGUGAUGAAGCAGGUGGAGGAGGCCCUGCACCAGCUGCACGCUCGUGACAAGGAGAAGCAGGCCCGGGACCUGGCUGAGGCCCACAGGGAGGCCACGAACCACGGCCAGAGCCAGGGCCUCAGCCCUCCUCAGGCCUUCGCCAGAGUCAACAGCAUCAGCCCCGGCUCCCCGGCCAGCAUCGCAGGUCUGCAAGUGGAUGAUGAGAUUGUGGAGUUUGGCUCUGUAAACACCCAGAACUUCCAGUCGCUGCAUAACAUUGGCAGUGUGGUCCAGCACAGUGAAGGGAAGCCCCUGAAUGUGACAGUGAUCCGCAGAGGGGAGAAACAUCAGCUCAGACUCGUGCCAACACGCUGGGCAGGGAAAGGGCUGCUGGGCUGCAACAUUAUUCCUUUGCAAAGAUGAUUGUCUUUGGGGAACAGUAACAGGAAAGCAUCUUCCCUUGCCCUGGACUUGGGUCAAGUGGGGAUUUCCUCCUUCUCUUCUCUCCCUGAAGCUUAAGGAUCUGGAAGAGGCUGGAAGCCUGAACUUCUCGGAUGUGGAACGCUGUAGCCUCCCAAUGUCAUCUCUCAGGAUUAAGGCAUUGUUAAAAACUUGAUUUGUGUUUAGCAUCUUUUGCAAAUUAGGGCCAUGGCCAUAAAUGGGAAUCCUCUGGAUCGUGAGCAAGUGGGCGGGUAUUAUUAUGGCAGGUGCCAAUAUGACUUUAUUCUUCUAGAAAUUUUGUUUUUUUCCCAAAUAAACACAGUUUUACAGAGCUGAUAUGACCAUGUUAUCACCCCAGCUGGAUUUCCUAUAAACCUCUCAAACCAAUGCUUGGGCGGGAGUUAGAUCAUCCUCAUAGAAAGUUGGCAGAACAAACCAACAGUUGCGCUGAAGUCAGGAUUUGACCAGCAUCAUCUCAGGAACAUCAUCCUUUAGUGAAUGGGGUUUCCAGACACUCAAGCUGCACCAUCUGCGUCUGCACUGCAGCACUGCUGUUCUGGAUACAGAAAUUGCAACCUCAGCAGUGGGACCUCUAGGGCCACAACUUCUCCCUUUAAGAAUAGGUUGAAAGCCAGGAGGCACCCCUGGUAGCCCAGUAUGGUGGCGGCUUCCUCUUCUGUAAUCCACCAGAGGGCAGCAAGCUGCCUUCACUUCUGGAGUAAAAGACCCUGCAAAUUAGCUUCUAAUUUGACUUUAUGAUGAACCUCCUGGCCAUGCCCUCAGAUCAGCACUAUUUUGUAGACUGCUAAGAUGUGUUGACAUUGCUGAGGGGAACCAGCAGUGUGUGCAGACCUGUCUUCUUAAAAAUGUUGAUUCCUCCUUUUAUUUUCUGUCUUUAAUGUGGCAGCAUGAGUUUCAGUGAUUCCUGGUGACUCAAGUGUCUCUCUUUCUCUCCUCACUAUCAUGGUGUUUAUUUCCAUAGUUCUUGCAAACCCCUUUCUGUUUCAGAGGAUGUCUGGCACAUUCUGGUGAGGCAUGCUUGAGUUCCUGGGGAUGGAUUUGCUUGGGUUGGGUGCAGAUGCCAGCUUGCCCUGACAGGAGUCAGGACUAGGGUGUGCUUCCAGCCAUGGGUUCUUAUGCUUAAUUGGAAAGCCUUCCUGUUGAGUGUCUUUCCCCAAACUUUGUACUCCAGCGGAACAUCCACAUGUAUCUCCCCUCUUGUAGCCACAGACAUGCUGUGUUUACCAAUGUUUGCUGUUUAAAUUGUUUGUUCUAAUUCCAAGUGUUUUCUAGUCUCUUUUUGUAAGCCCUAGACUAUAAUAAACACAGCUUGUCCUA
Vicugna pacos (alpaca) is the source of this 2121-nucleotide messenger RNA. It is a transcript of the gene PSMD9, whose product is annotated as proteasome 26S subunit, non-ATPase 9. Gene Ontology annotation, biological process: proteasome regulatory particle assembly. Gene Ontology annotation, molecular function: protein binding. Gene Ontology annotation, cellular component: nucleus; cytoplasm. Lineage: Eukaryota; Metazoa; Chordata; Mammalia; Artiodactyla; Camelidae. The record is from RefSeq and is a predicted model, not a curated record.